AUGGUGCGUUACAUGCCUUCCACGUUGCUUCUAAUCGCCAUAUACUGUGUUCACGCACGUGAAAGCAUUACAAUUAGCGACAACGGUUAUGACGGUAUUGUGGUGGCGAUACAUGCUGAUGUAUCCGGAGUUGGGGAUCUGAUAGAGAAUAUAAAGGAUGUAUUCACCAAAGCAUCGGCAUUUCUAUAUAGGGCAACGAAGAAUCGUGUUUAUUUUCGAAAUAUAACUAUACUGGUGCCAAAAAAAUGGUCAGAAUAUCGUGGGUAUACAAUGGCUACUACUGAGGCAUACGAAUCGGCUCAUUUCCGAGUCGACAAAAGUAGAACUGCCGGAGACAGGCCAUAUGCACACCAAGUCGGCUUUUGCGGAGAAUCCGGUCAAUAUGUUCAAAUGACUGACACGUUUUUUACUGAUGCGUCGGUUCCGAGUAAUCUAGGACCUCUUGACAAAGUCGUAGUACAUGAAUGGGGACACUUACGUUGGGGAUUAUUUGAUGAAUACACAGUAGACGAAGACAAGAGCCAUUUCUAUUUAGACUCAAAUGAACUUCUUCCUGUUGCCUGUCAUUCCUUGAUAAAUGGGAGCGAGCCAUGUAGCGAGAGAGGCGCAGAUGGAUUACCAUUGCCCAACUGUACAUUUCACCCAGAUCCUACGCAACCCGUUGACUUACCGAUCAAAUCGUCUAUUAUGUUUGCACAGUGGAUUAAAUCGGUUGAUGAAUUCUGUCAUGGCGACUCGUCGGAUCCGUCAGGUCAACACAACCGAAUGGCUCCAAACAGACAGAAUGAUAUAUGCGAAGGAAAGAGUGCAUGGGAAGUCAUGGUAGAGCAUAGUGACUUUUUAAAUGGUAACAACCCGACUCGAGUUAUCGAUGAUACAUCUCCCAAUUUUAUCAUCAAGCGAAGUGAAGUUCGAAGAGUGGUCUUGGUACUUGACACAUCUGGCAGUAUGGCUGGAAAUCUUAUUCAAAGACUGUAUCAGAUGGCAACGUAUUUCAUUGAUACCAGGAUCGAAGAUGGUAGUUUUGUAGGAAUUGUUGGAUUCUCAUCUACUGCAGUUAUUCUUGCUGGCAUGACAGAAAUAAAGUAUGGAUUCCAGCGUGAUGACAUUGCAUCAAAUGUUCCACAAGUGGUCAAUGGGGCAACUAGUAUUGGAGCUGGCUUGGCACUUGCCCUUCAGGUAUUAGAAAAUGACAAUGUGGCUUCAGAAGGGGCAUCAUUGUUACUUAUCACUGACGGUGUAGAAAAUAGACUUCCAUUUAUCGCGAAUGUAUUGCCAGAUAUCUAUGACGCAGGUGUCCGUGUAGACACGUUUGCUUACACAGAAAGUGCACAGUUAAUGCUUCAAAAUUUAUCAGAUACUACAGGUGGUUUAUACUUCUAUGUACCAGACAAUGAUAAUUCAACGGCUUUUAUCGAUUCAUUAGCAGCAACCAUUACUGACAAUCCCCUGGGACACUCAGAUAUCAUACCAAUCACACUGGAAUCAAGUGCGAUAACACUAACAACUAGUGAGAUGACCUACGAAGAUACACUUUUCCUGGAUUCAAGUCUAGGAAAUCGAACUGUAUUCUCGUUCAUAUUUCUGGAAACAGUUUUGGAUGUCGCUCUUCUCUCUCCCACUGCAGUACGGAUUGAUAAAUACUACAUUGGGUAUUCCGUCCACGAAGAACAACGUAGAGUCGCUAUCGAAAUACACGGCAUAGCAGAG
This is a messenger RNA of Saccoglossus kowalevskii, 1710 nucleotides long. RefSeq names its product calcium-activated chloride channel regulator 1-like. The record is from RefSeq and is a predicted model, not a curated record. NCBI's taxonomy places the organism in Eukaryota, Metazoa, Hemichordata, Enteropneusta, Harrimaniidae.